This is a messenger RNA of Vespa velutina, 5184 nucleotides long. Its product is annotated as fibrous sheath-interacting protein 2. Bases 1544 to 3088 code for a protein of 514 amino acids. NCBI's taxonomy places the organism in Eukaryota, Metazoa, Arthropoda, Insecta, Hymenoptera, Vespidae. The transcript has 6 exons. The record is from RefSeq and is a predicted model, not a curated record.
UUCAUUAAAAUAUAUUUUAAAUUUGAAUAUGAUAAUUUGAUUAAAUAUAAAAUAAGUUUAAUUCAUAAAAAUAAAAAAAAAAUGAGUAUCGUCAGAAGGAAAUUAAUAAUAUAUACACCUAGUUUUAUGAAAUGGUAUGCUCUCUAAUUCUUCGGCAUGUUGUCGACGAUAGUCCCACAAAAAAUGAUCGAUUAAGGUAUUAUUAAUAUCAGUUUCCUUCAAAUUUAACUCGGGAUAAGAACCAAUUAAUUUUCUAACUUCAUUAUUUACACGCUCAAUAACAUCUAUCGAACAGCCACGGAUUUCUACUUCUUCCGGACUUCCCGAUUCCAAUUCUAAAUCUACAUAAACGAAGUAUUAAAAAAAAAAAAAAAAAAAAAAAAAAAAAAAAAAAAAAAAAAAAAAAUUAUUAGAAUUUAUGAAUAUGCAUAGUACUUAUAGGAAACACAGAUCUAUUAUAUAUUAAGCCAAGUACGAUAUAUUAUUAACUUACUCGAUUGAAGUUUGCUUAACAAGGGAUUACUAUAUCUGAUAGCACCAAAAUGGAUAAGAACUUGAGGAAUUCGAUAAUCGGCAAACAUGGUAAUGUAAUCGAUAUCAUUAAAACGACCAUAAUCGUGUCCUUUAAAGCAAGCCCAAAUAUCUCCGAUUAAAAUUUGGGCUCUUUUAUAAAAACUAACUAAAAUAAAAAAUUGUAAAAAAAAUGUAUAUACAUAUAUAUAUAUAUAUAUAUAUGUAUAUAUGUCAUUUUAGUUAUCAAUUAUAAAUAUAUAUUUUAGAGAUCAUCCUCGAAUUCACAUGGUAAUACUUACCCUUAUAUCCUUUGUAAUCUGCUUCAUCUCGAAAAGAAUCAAAAUCAUUGAUAAUAAGUCUUAAUAAUUUCUCUGCCGAGCCUGAGCAGGAUUUUACGCAUUCGACGAAUGUACCUGUAUUAUGAUAACAAUUGUUACUAUUAACGAUAUAACGCAAACAUUUGGAAACUGUACCUUGAUAUUUUUUUAAUAAUACUUGUCCAGCUUGAUGCAGAUUCCUUACUCUUUCAUUUAUAAGAGGAAUAUUGGUAUUAUUAUCAUCACCUCGAAAAAUUACUUCAAGCUCAUUUUGAGUUACUUUCGAAUAGUACUUAGGAUCUAUUAUAGGUUUACCUUCCUGUUAUAUACAUAUCGUGCAUAUAGUAAGUUAUCAAAAAUAAUUUUGCAAAGAAUAAUAAUAAAUAGAAUACAAUAUUAUAAUAAGAUAAAAAAUAAUAUAAACAAUUCUUCUAAUUUUUUAAUUAAGAAUAUAUAAUUAAUAUUAAUUUAACAACAAAAUAUUUGUGAAAGUGUAAGCAAAAAAAAUGUGAAAAAUAUGACAGAAAUAUAUGACAGCUAUAUUCAUUCCAGUAGUAAAUAUUAAAAUGACAUUUGAUAAUUGGAAUAUUAUCUAAAUCCAUUGACAAUAUACAGUAAAAACAGACAGAAUAGACAUUAAAAAUUUAUUCAGUAACAAUAUAAUAUCCUGUAAAUAUAAUCUGAAAAGGCAUAUUAAAUUUUAAUUAAACAUAAUGGUAUGGACUUGCAAUACUACUGAUAUAAUAAGUCUCAAAAAGCCAACAGCUUUAGAUAAAGUAAUUGAGAGUAUUCCCAAACCAAAAGGGGCUAUUCCCAAUUUUGGAUUACCAAAAUGGAAAGUAAUGCCUUUGGAAUCUAAGAUUCCAAUGGUACCUGGGCCAGAAGGUGCCUACAACUUUACACGUCGUAAAAUAGGAAAAAAAUUGUGGACCAGUUCAUCGAAUGCAGAAUUUAAUUUAUAUGACCCAUACUGUCAUGAAAUCAAAUUUACAUACGAUUCUUUGCAUGAUGAGCAUUUGGUACCUUUUUUUUCCAAAGCAAAUAAUAUUAAACAUUUACUAAAAGCUGGAUUAAUUACACGCAACUUGGAAGGAAAAUGUUCUUUAAAGGAUUAUAACAUGUACAGAAAAUAUUUAAGAAAUUUACAUAUUGACAGCAUUAAACGUGAACUAAGAGAAAGGACACGACUUUCUCAUGAAAAACAGAUAUUAGAAUAUGCUGAAGAGCAAGCACAAAAUGAAGUAAAAAAGUAUGACUUUAUAAAUAAAAAGAAAAGCUGCAUAAUAAGAGAAAUAUAUUUUUCUUUUUGUAAUUUUAUAAAUAUUUUUAAUAAUUUUAUUAGAUUAGAGAAAAGAGAGAAAUUAAUAGAGGCACAUAAGAAAAUAUGGAAAGCACGUAAAUUGCAAGAGGAAGAAAAAAUUCAAGAGCAGAAAGAAAAAGCAAGAAAAUUGAAAGAAAGAAUGAAAUUAUUAAAAAUUACGAAACAUGAGGAACAAAUGAUGCGUGCUGCAAAGGCAAAGGCACGUUCCGAAAGUAUAAAACAAAAGCAAAAGUUAGCAGCUGAAAUUGAGCAGCAAAAGAAAAUUCAUACAUUGGUAGAUUGGCGUAAGAAAGAACACAUACGUAAAAAAGCAAGAGAAGCAAGAUUGAAACAUGAUCGAGAACAAAAGAUUAUGGCUAUUGAAGAGAAAUGGAAACUAAGACAUGAAUCGCAAAAAAAAGAUAUUGAGAAAGAACAAUUUCUAUUUGAUUGUAUUAAUAAUCAACGUGCGAUAUUUAUAAAAAAGUAUAAUGAAAAGAUAGAAAAGGAGAAAGAACGAAUGGAUAAACUUUUACAAAAAACGAGAAUAUUUGUAAGGUGUUAUAUGGCACGGCGUUUGCCAAAAGGAAAAGAAAGAAUUUGCUGUAGAAGCUACCAUGGUGAUCAGAAACCUGAAGAUAAAAGUAAUAAGAAAUUGUCAAUCAUAUCUACAACUCCUUUGACGUUGUCAAAAGACAAGGAAACAAAGAAAAGAGAAAAGCUUAUUGAACAUAAGAAAUCAUCAAAGAAUGGAAAAAGAAUAAGGAAGAAGCCUAGAAGAAAAAAGUUAAAUGGGAAAAUAGAUGAAGAACAAGUGCAACCAGAUUUAAUAGAAGAAUAUGAAUUCAUGUUCAACGAUGAUUAUGUAACAAAAACAGAAAAAAAAGAAUCGAAGGAAACAUUAUCUUUACCAGAUGAUAAAUGCAAAUGUCAAAUUAUUAAAGCUUCCAUCAAGUAGUUAAUAACUUAAUAAUAUUGCAAUGAUUAAAUACUGAUAAAAAGUCAAUACAGAAAUUAUUUAUAGAAAUUAUUUAUAGAAAUACAUGAACUUACGUCUACAGCUCUCUUAACCGCAGCACACAAUGCAAAAUAUCCAGUUUGUCCGUUGACCUUCCAUUUAUUAAUAUUUUGUUCCGUCCAAAAUGAAAAAUUUAAUACAUCUAACAAAAAUAUCCAAUCAAUGGCUCUAGGGUCAUCUGGUUUGGGAUGAAAUUCAUGUUGUGAAAAAUUAUUUAUAUGAAUUUUUUGAUUUUUGAUACCUUCUAAAAUCUGUAACGAUAAAUCCUCUUAAUGCUCAAUUAUUAAAGAGAGAGAGAGAGAGAGAGAGAGAGAGAGAGAGAGAGAAGAAAACAAAAUAAGCAAGAUUAGGUAAUAUAUAUAAGUGAUAAAGGAAUGGAACAAAUAGAUGUACAAUAUAUGUACAUAACUUGUUGCUAUUUACUUACCGUGUAAGUGAGAUUUUUCACACCUUCGUCUUCAAUAAAAACAUCUUUCGACAGAGUGGCAAUUAAUUUUGCUGAUUCUCUUGGCAUUAAAACCAUGUUUCAACGAUAAUAGCAAUAACUAUUUAAAUAAAAAUAAAACGUAUUAUGAAAUAUAGAUAAACUUCACUGAAAAUUACAAUAAUAAACGAGAUAGGGAAAAUCUGGCGUGUCAUUGGAGCGUGCGCAUUUGUGUCACGUGAUCGAUGCUCAGUGGCUGUUUAGCAACGAUCAAGUUAUAAACAAAUAUGGCGGCUAAUGUCAAAAUUAGUCACGUUAAACGAUUUAUUUAUUUACAAUGUGCGUGAAAGAAUUAAUAUUUCUUCUAAAAGAGACACCAAAAGUUUAACGCCUAUAUUUUAUAUACAGGGUAAGUAAUUUGUUUUAUUUUUAAAGAAUUUGUGUCCUUCCUAUUAUCUACACGAGAUAAGGUAACCACGAUCUAGUCACGUUGACGCACACAUGGAUGCACAUUGAUUGUUUACAUUGUACGGAAAGCUUACCGUUGGAAUUUUUACUAUUAAAAAAGGAUAUUUUGUAGACGAUGUACGGUAAAUUCUGUUUACUUUUGUUUUACUUGCUGUCAAUUUAAACGAACAAGGUGACAUUUUCGAAGAAAAAAAUAUUUUUGUUAAUUACUUUUUGUUAGGUUAACACACGUUGUCCAUGGUAAACACACAGAAAGAUGUAAAUAUAAUUCAUUUAUUGUAUUGAAAGUAACAUUGAUAUAAAAUGCAACAUUAAAUGAAAGAAUAAUGUUUGUAAGUACAGAGCCAAAGUAUAAAGUGUCAUGUCACUUUAUUCAAUCAAUCAUAACAUUUAAUAAUACAUAAUUUAAACGAUAAAUGUAUUCUGUGUUUAAAUUUUUACAUAAGGACAUGCGUUUCUUAUUUUUACGAUACACUCGAUUGUAGGUAAUACCUAAUUUUGUUAUUAUAGGCAACUAUUUUCUGUAAAGUUUGAGAAGAUUCGAAACUUCAACACUUCAUUUGUAAUUUACAUACGUAAUAGAAAUUAACACGCGAGAAUAAUAACAUGUAGAUCUUAUUUACAUGUAUUUUUAUUGCAAUAGCAAUAACAAUGAAAACUAUUUCCCUUCCGCGUUUACUAUACUACAGUACUUUUAAAAUAUUCGAUGAAAGUAGCUGCAGUUGGUUUUUAAUUUUUUACGAAUAAAAUAUUUCCAAAAGAUUUGAUAUCUCAAUUAAAUUAAGAGUUUUCUGUAAUUACGAUGUAACUUACAAAAUUUGAAGACUAUUACACACAUGUUUCGAAUCCUUGUGUGUGACAAGUCAAAUGGUGAUGUGCUUUGUCGCAUUCAUUCAUUCAAAUAACAUAUGUACAUAAUACCCCCUCAACAUAAAAUGAACAGAUUAAGGCUCCAGCAGGCUAUAGGCUACAUUCUACAAUGUACAAUGCAUUAUGUACUUUGUUAGUUUCCAUUUUCGCGUACAUGUCUGGCUGUGUAAUGUGUGGCAAGCGAUAGCACCAAAAGAUUUCUUGAUGGUCCUAAUUAAUUUGAAUGAUUCAUAGAGUAACUACGCAAUACAAUUAACACAGAAAUUAAGUUGCA